Ictalurus punctatus (channel catfish) is the source of this 2380-nucleotide messenger RNA. It is a transcript of the gene ninj1, whose product is annotated as ninjurin 1. Bases 284 to 673 code for a protein of 129 amino acids. Gene Ontology annotation, cellular component: membrane. NCBI's taxonomy places the organism in Eukaryota, Metazoa, Chordata, Actinopteri, Siluriformes, Ictaluridae. The transcript is spliced from 4 exons. Gene Ontology annotation, biological process: tissue regeneration; cell adhesion. The record is from RefSeq and is a predicted model, not a curated record.
GCAGCUGUGUGUUAGGAAGUUGGGGUGAGAGCGCAGGAUCAGCCGCGAUAAUCUGUAUCUCGUCCACAGCGAGUGUGAAAUGUGAGGAAGGAAACGCACUCCGGUUAUCCGUGACCUCCUGCUUCCACCCGUGUGGUGACAGCGGACCGUCAGCUCGCUUUCACUUCCUGUGUGGGAGAAACGCACGGCGUCACGCGGCUGGAAUUCCACACCCAUCUCGAAACCCAGUAGAGUUUAUGUUAAAGAAACUGCGGAACAUUAAAAAGGGUUUUCGGUCGUCCAGAUGUUAAAGGCUCCGCAGCAGGGACGCAGGAGGAGGAUGUCGCCCCCUCUCAAUAUGAACCACUAUGCUAAUAAGAAGAGCGCGGCAGAGAGCAUGCUGGACGUAGCGCUGCUGAUGGCGAACGCGUCUCAGCUGAAGGCGGUGCUGGAGCAGGGGCCGAGCUUCACCUUCUACGCACCAAUCAUCACACUCAUCAGCAUCUCACUCAUCCUGCAGAUCAUCGUCGGAGUUUUGCUCAUCUUCAUCGUGAAGUGGAACCUGAACGACGAAAGUAAACACUACCAGCUGAACGUCCUGGAGAACGUCUCCACGGCCCUCGUGUUCAUCAUCGUCGUCGUGAACGUCUUCGUCACGGCGUUUGGCGUGCAGCGACCCAACACGGGCGCCUGACCGACACGGAGAUCGCACGCAUCAGGUCCGAGGCAGUGAGAAGCGCCACUCGAGCGCCGCUCGGGUUCUGGGACCUACGGAGGACGUUUUCACCUUCACCUGCUCAUCGGACCUGCUGACCUUCUCCGUGACUCGCUGUAGGAGCCAGAGACGAACACAAACAGGACUCUGUAAAAAACAUCAUAUAUAUAUAUAUAUAAUAAUCCUAGGUCAAAUUUUGCCCUUCAAGUGAUUGUGUUCACGUUUGUGUUAUAGACGUUUGGGAUUUAUUCCGACUUAAGACAAAUGAAACAAAUGCUGUUUAGGGUUUACAAAUUCACAAUUAUCUCCAAACUGACGGCGGGAAGCAAAACUAUCCCACGUCAUAUCACUGCCUCGAUGAAACGCACGCGUCGUAUUAUAUUCAUUCAGGUCAAAGCCGGACGACCGCGCGUCAUCGCACGUGGUGACAACGGGUCACGCGAUCGAUGGCGAUAUUAAUAGCAUAAGUGUAAAGAAUAACGGCAGAAUGAAGACACUGGCCCUUAUUCAUCAGAGCUGUGUGGAACGGGAGUACAGACCCGAGCGAGUCACUACUCGGUCCUACGGUUAACGAGUCCGCGUUAACGGACCCCUUCCUUACCAGAAACACCCCAGUGUUACGGAGACGUAUGAGAAGAGAAAGUAAUGUCGUGUACUUCGAUUGGACACGAAACACGGCGUAAUUUGAUCACGUGUCAGGGGUCAGGGGUCAGGUAAUGGAAUAGGAUUCAUCGGUGUGAAGAUCCGAAGUAAGAUAAGAGAUUUCGGCGAAGCUGCGUUCGAGCUUUCUGGAAUAUCUCAGCUGGACAGGAGUGACAGAUAUCCAUCCUGAACAGAUCACACGGACUACACGCUCUGAUGAAUAAGAGCCGGAAUGUUCCGUGUUCACGAGUUUCCUCUACGCACGUUGAUCUCUUUUAAAGCUAUUUUACAUCUUUCUUUCUUUUUUAUGCAUUAGAAUUAUUUAUCGGAAUCAAAAGGUGUAUAGUGUGUGUGUAAGAAAUAAUUUUAACCAAAAAAAAAAUCUAAUUUAUAAAAUUGUAAUGAGUCUAAUCCACGGUUUUAAGACGAGUCUGAUAUUUUUACUUCCGGCUUGGUUUUGUAUGUGUUUUUGUACUGAAUAUACCACGGAGCUUCCAGUUCAGCACGAGGUGUGUGUGUGUGUGUGUGUAUGUGUGUGUGUGUGUGUGUUAUAUCUGAUAUAAUCAAACAUCAGACACCGAACAGACCUCGGCCAAUCAACAUCUGAUCAUGCAGGGACUCGUCUGCCUUUAUUAAUGCACUUAACACUUCCCCAGACUCCUUCCUGUUUAAAGAUGUCGCCUCGGUUGUCUUGCUAUCAGCUGCUAGGAGCAAAUACAAGUGAGGAGAAUUCAAGGCUGAAGUUACAGCGCCAUCUGGUGGCCAGGAGCUCCAUUACACAUCACGGACAUGUAAAAACAUUCCGCUGCUUUCAUUUCACAUCCUCUAUGCAAUAAUCUGGUCAUGGAUGUUUUUUUUUUGUUCGUUUUUUUUAAAAACCGGAAAUAGAUCAGUUUUAUUUGUGUGUACGUCUGUAAUUUGUCAUUAUAAAGAAACUGAACCUGUAUGAUAUAUUACAUUAAUAUGAUUGUUUUAGCAUUUCUUUUCUUUCUUUUUUUUUAUUAUUAAAAGACAAAAAGAGGAAUAAAAAUGAAGAUGACGAAG